Molecule: messenger RNA, 327 nt
Organism: Echinococcus granulosus
Lineage: Eukaryota; Metazoa; Platyhelminthes; Cestoda; Cyclophyllidea; Taeniidae
Product: Retrovirus-related Pol polyprotein
Exons: 1
Coding region: 1-327 (108 amino acids)
Source: RefSeq, a predicted model, not a curated record
AUGAGGACAUGGCCAAAACCAACUAAUCAGACGGAGCUCCGCCGUCUUCUAAGCUUGGCAAACUACUACAGGCGUUUUGUCAACGAUUUUGCUAAGAUCUGCAGUCGACCACAUAAAUUAAUCGAAAGACAGGCGAAAAAGAAUUUCAAGUUGGAGGAAGCGCAUGAUGAAGCAUUUAAAGGACUGAAGCGAAUGCUCUACUCCGCACCGAUCCUAGCACUGUCCAACUUUGAAUCGGACGCUCCACCACUUGUACUGCAUACGGACGCUAGCGACAUAGACGUAGACGGUGUACUCUCACAAAGGGACAAAGAAGCGAAGGAAUAG